GCAGUGGAAGCCGGGCCUCUGCCUGAUGCCGAGGCGGAUGCGCACAACAGAUGGGGGUACGGCGGCUAUGGCCUCGGACUCGGCUUUGGUGGAUACGGCCACGGGUAUGGCCAUGGUGGAUAUGGUCAUGGGUUUGGCCAUGGUGGAUAUGGUCAUGGGUUUGGCCAUGGUGGAUAUGGCCAUGGAGGAUAUGGACAUGGGCAUGGCCAUUAUCAUUACGGAUAGACGGAAGGAAUAUCUGAGUAGAAGGGCAGUUGCUACCGCCAUUCGGUGGAUAAUUAUAAGAAUUAUGACCCUUUGUAUCCGCCCCUUUCCCUUCCCGUCGAUCAUUUCAACUUUUCACUUAGUUUUCUCGCCUUCUCUCACUCUGCGUCCUGCAGGAAGCAACAUCUUUCCCUUCCUCAAGAGAAAAGCAAAUUUGUAGAAGGUUGCUAAACACGGACAUAAAACGGGAAUCGUUAAGCUGUUGUCUCGUUUAGAACUGUGUUAGUGUUAUAUUUCAACAGAUUAUCAAUGUAGGGAAGUUUGCUUGGUGGUUUUCAGCAAAUCAUUGGUGCGAGGAAUUUGUUUUGAAUAAAUUAUUGAUCUGAA
Messenger RNA from Penaeus monodon (black tiger shrimp), 591 nucleotides. RefSeq names its product keratin-associated protein 19-2-like. The record is from RefSeq and is a predicted model, not a curated record. Lineage: Eukaryota; Metazoa; Arthropoda; Malacostraca; Decapoda; Penaeidae.